This is a messenger RNA of Toxorhynchites rutilus septentrionalis, 9133 nucleotides long. It is a transcript of the gene ab, whose product is annotated as protein abrupt. Gene Ontology annotation, biological process: regulation of transcription by RNA polymerase II. Bases 877 to 3447 code for a protein of 856 amino acids. Gene Ontology annotation, cellular component: nucleus. Lineage: Eukaryota; Metazoa; Arthropoda; Insecta; Diptera; Culicidae. Gene Ontology annotation, molecular function: protein binding. The record is from RefSeq and is a predicted model, not a curated record. The transcript is spliced from 10 exons.
UAUCCGCGCAAAAAAAAAACGCAACGGGGGUUCGUGUGUUACACCUCCUCGGGGAACCGCGCCAGUCUGCAAGUCGCGUUUCGCGGAUCCGGAACACAUCAACACGCGGCGGAACAAAACAAAAAAAAAAUAAACACGGCGGCGGCAGAAGAAGAAACACUUGACUCUUGUUGUUAGUUAGUGCGAUGCAGGAGUCUUCAGGAAGUGCGUGAAUCAUCAGACACGGUGUGACACUUGCUCAAGAGUGCAUAAACAAAACGAAAAAGAAAAGGUGCAAACCUUGUGCAAAGUGUUUCGAGUGUGAAAUUAAUGAGCUGGUGAUUUUUGAUCAAUCAUCUUCGUCAACCUGUGUUGCGCUAUGCGUUUAAGCAAAACAAUCUGAAAACACAAAAGUGACAAGUGAGAAAAGCGAAGAACAACCGUGAGUGUGUUAGAUAAAAUAAGAAAAAAGCAGGAUUAAAUUUCCGUGAUUUAUUGCGGUACACGUUCUAUUCCUGAUCCCAGAGAAAACCAACAACAGCAGCAGCAGCAGGAAUCAGCGAAGCUGUUCCUGUUGUGUUUCCGUUGAGUUAUCGAUUCCGUCCUUUGUUUGGAGCAUACACAUAGAAAUUCGGCACCUCACCACGACCCCGCUCUCUCUCUCGGAAGCGACCGCGCGCGUAUAUCACAGCCGCAAUGAAAAUGGAUUUCCGGCGAAAGCUUAUAUGAUCUCAAAACCAAACAAAGUCUCGAAGAAAACUACUACCUCUAAUAAGUGAAGAACAGAAACGACAAAAAAACAAACUAAAAGCGUAAGGAAAAGCCCACCUCAUAUACGAAGGCAAAAAAAAAAAGGAUUCGAGUCAAACACCCCCAAAAGUGCGCUCGAUGUAUUGAAUGACGACAGCAACUGUCGCUAUCCAGCAGAGUGAGAUAUUGAGACGAUAUCCGGCCAUUCCGACGCCCUGGACGAGCGGCAGCUACGCCAGGAUGAAUGAAACGCAGCAGAUGCACACGACGGACAACAGCCAACAGAGCAAUGCCAGCGCCAACAACCUGAGCAUACACAACAACAACAAUACCAGUAGUAGCGGCGGUGGCCAGAAGCGAACCGGUGGCAGCAGUAGCAACAGCGACGCCAAAAUGGACCACCCCCUCCAGUUGCUACACCGGGAGCGCGAACGGGAGCUUCACCAUCAGCAACAGCGUGAACAGCAUCAGCAAUCAGCAUCCCAGAAUCAGUCCCAGACCCAGCACCACCACAACCAACACCAGCAACAACAGCAGCAGCAGCAGCAGCAUAGGCCACUCUCGCCAACACCCUCCGAGCAGCAGUAUGCACUCAAAUGGAACGACUUCCAAUCGUCCAUUCUGUCAUCCUUUCGACAUCUGCGUGAUGAAGAGGACUUUGUCGAUGUGACGAUUGCCUGCGAGCAGCGAUCGUUCACCGCACACAAGGUCGUCCUGAGCGCGUGUAGUCCCUACUUUCGCAAACUGCUAAAGGCGAAUCCCUGCGAGCAUCCGAUUGUCAUUCUGCGUGACGUACGCUCGGAGGAUAUCGAAAGUUUGCUGAGAUUUAUGUACAACGGCGAGGUGCACAUCGGACAGGAUCAAUUAAGCGAUUUCCUCAAAACGGCACAGUUGCUUCAAGUGCGGGGGUUGGCAGAUGUGACGAAUCCGGGCCGAACGUCCAACAACUCCUCGAUGCUAAAUUCCUCCUCGUUAUCGACACCUGCUGUUCAGGAGCUAAAAGCAUCACCCACUUCAACAUCGUUACCAUGGGAACUGCCGGAUGACAACCAGUCGGUGCCACCACCCCAGAAGCGUACAAAAAGUUCCGAGCUGUACCGCAAGCAGCACGGUCUCAGCCCGGACGAUCCGAUCCCCGUCGAGCACCUGCCCGUUGGCCAGCAUCCGCUGACACGCGAACGGGACCGCAACAAGGACAAGAGCAAAGACCUCCGCAGCUUCGAGGCACGCGACCGCGAUCGGAGUUUGGAGCUGCGCGAAUCCCUGCUCGGACAAGCCCUCGAAGGUGGACCCACUCUGUCGAUACCAUCGAAACAUCCCGAUUUGAUGUCGCUGCAGGCCGUCGCCAGUGGCGAAGACUCGAACAGCAGCGAUGCUGCCUCGGACCACGGCGAUGACAUCGAAGGCAUCAACGGAAACGUCGAACACACUCGGCCCUCGUUCCCAUUCCUAGGACUGCAAGGCAUUCCCGGGCUGAUACCCGGCCCAUCCGGUAUGCACGGGGAGAACUUCGUCUCUCGCCGUUCUUUAGAAAUGCGAGUGCGUGCCACGGACCCCCGACCCUGCCCGAAAUGUGGUAAAAUCUACCGUUCGGCUCAUACACUGCGCACCCAUCUGGAGGACAAGCACACCGUAUGUCCCGGCUAUCGGUGCGUCCUGUGCGGGACCGUCGCCAAAUCACGCAAUUCGCUCCACUCACACAUGUCCCGUCAGCAUCGUGGAAUCUCCACCAAGGAUCUCCCGGUUCUGCCAAUGCCGAGCCCGUUCGACCCGGAACUUGCCUCACGCCUGCUCGCCAAAGCCGGAGUGAAAAUCUCCCCGGCGGAACUGAGGGCCCGAGCGUCUCCCACCGGCACCCGACGGAACGAUGGCAUGAAGCUGGAGCUACGAUCGGGAGCCGAUGGGGACGAAUUCGACGACCCGGAGGAUCUCACCAUGUCCCAGCAGAGCGGUCACAGCGAAAACCAGCGACGUUUCCACGAGAGCAUGAUGGGGAUGUCACCAUCAAUUCCGUUUGGUGAUGUUUCAGCGUUCAACCACCCGAGCACGACCAUAACUCGUGUUCGGCAGCAGUGCGACAACAACCUGAAGGGAAGCCACGAGGGCGGCCGCGAUGGCAGCAACGCAAACGGAUCGGCCCUAUCGCUGACGGACCGUCACGGUGGCAAUGGAAGUGGGGCCGGCGUGAAUCACAUGCAGCCUAAAACACCCACCGGAUCGGCGAUCUUGGACACGUACUUGCAGUUCAUCACGGAGAAUGCUUUCGGAAUGGGAGGAAUGACACAAGAACAAGCCGCCGCCGCAAUCCAGUACGCACAGCUGAAAGCGAUGGGACACAACCUAGAGCAGCUUCCCCCUGGGUUUCUACCUCCGCAGUUAGAUCUCUCGAAGCUCACCGCCAACAGCCAACAUGGUUCGGACCUUUCGCUCAACAAACUGCAGUCCUCGCCGAACGUAACGAUCGACCAGCCCUCGAGUCGUGACGAUCGCCACCAUCACAUGAGCGCCCAGCAAAAACUGCUCUCCCUGGCGGCUGGAAACGGAAAUCACAAUCUGAACAACAAUUCGAUUCUAAACAGUGACUCGAUUCGUCGCGGCGACUCGUCCGAGCCGAUGGAUCUCGGUCUGGACGGACCCCAGCACAACGUGAUCGACGAUGGAAACAACUCCGGGGACGAAGCGAAUUAUUCUGACGACGAGGGUGUCGGCACCAACUAGAUUGCAUAUACACGUUUAGCGGAAAUGAGAUCAGAUACAGUAAUUCGUUGUGCCAUCCUUAAUUAAGUCCAUCCAAGUCCUAUUGCCCCUGUCUGUUAGACAGGGGGCAAAGCCAACAGUUGACGACACGAGCGACUGACUGAUGGACGUUGUUAUACCUCAGGUUCAUUUUCUCUUUAAGUUCCGAUGAUAAAGAUACCUAGUGUUUAGAGAAGAGCAACUAUAUGCGAUAUAUACGAAGAUAUAGAGAAAAAAAACUGCAAUCCGUAAUUGAAAUACCUCAUAUUGAAGAAACAAACACUUAAUUUAAAGAGACCCUUCGUACACAAAAUGAAAAGGAAAGAGAGAUAUUUCACAUUGUACUACUUACUUAGUGACGAUAAGAGCAUAUUUACAAACAAAACCAUAUGAGACACCAUCCGUCAUUCUACCUCAUAAAUAGUAAAAAAAAAUAACGAUCACAGUUGGCGUAAACUGAUAUCUCAUUCACCCGGGCUGCGCCACCCAGUUUGGUGACAAAAAUACCCAGUUGAAACACUCCUGUAAAUAACGAUCAAUCUGCGGAAGAUUAUCAUCAAACCGAAAAAAUGUCGCCCAGUUCUUUGAAUUUUAUCAUAUAUCGAAACGUAUACUAAUCUCCUAAGCAGAGACCCUAACCCUCUGUAUACGCAAACGCUAUCCCGCUAUACCGUUUUAUUCUUAGAGUUGAAAGUAAAGCACAAACGUAGAACAUUUACAAGACAGUGCACACGAUAUACGAAAUUUUAUCAAAAUGCUAUACGAAAAACCACUCUACCAAUGUAUACUGAAAACCUAACGAAACAUAUAUUCAGUUUUUCGGAACUUCCGGUGAACGUUAAAUCUAUUUCGCUUGUCUAAUUUCCCAACGUUUCAGAACUAACCUAAGCGAUACGUCUACACAUAUAUCAACACAACCACUUGAGUAACUUUGCCUAGUAUACGCAAAACUUGAACAAAAGCAAAAGCAAACUUGUAUACCAACAAGCAAACAAACACAACACCGUGCGACAAGUUUAUACGAUUUAUCAUAAACAAACAAAGUAAUACGAUCAAAUUGAAACCGAUACGAUAUCAAAUCAAGUAUACUGAAAUAAUUAUAUACCGACAAGUAACGUUAUUUUUUUUCGUGUUUUCAAAGGCGAACUGAGCAACUUUUGUGGCCGGCCUAUGAUGGUCUGCUCUCAUUUCGAUCUUCAAAGCCACGUGCUUCCACUUCCACGCCGCGAAGAAGAAUCUCGACGGUUGUUUUUUAACUGUAAUACUCAUACCAUAAAUACCUCCUAUUUAGAAACAAACACACACACAGAAACCACUCAGGGCGAACAAAGACAGCACAUUUACAAACAAACAAACAAACACACAAUCGAUUGUAAGUACGCACAUGAUACUACAAAGCCGAAACAAAGGAUUAUUUAUUAGGAUAUAUGCUCACCAAUUUUCGUUACUCUGUGACAGUGACAGAAACAGAAAUUAGUUUUUGUUUCUGAUUUCAUCGUUUCGUUGAUAUUGUUUUUUUUCCUAAGAAACGAAACACACACACACAAACACACUAGUGCAACACAAAACGGGUAUAUUGUUUUACUAAUGUUUAACAGAAUAGACUUUGUUUACUCAGCAUGUUUUAGUUAUAGUUGACACACACACGUUUGACAGGUUUGAAAGAUGCGGAGAAGAGAGGAGAAAAGGAACAAAUCGCAUUUAAUGUGUAAUACUUCGUGUGUAAUAUGUUGAAUAGUUUUUUUUUCAUGUAUGAACAGAAUCUUUAUGGGCACACCUUACAUGAUCAAUAUUAUUGUCACAAAAUUGUCUUCAAUAUCAUGACAGCCAGGCUUUCGACAUCCGAUCUAACCUCAAUCAAUAUUUUGCAACCUUACACGGUCAACCAAGUCAUCAUCCUGUAUCCGCGAUGACGCGAGUGCGAGAUUCGAGUUUGGGAUACAAUCUAUUCUCCAUCAGAUUAGAAGGCUCGAAAACGAUUUAAAAUUAGUAAAAUUUGAAUGAAAAAUUUCUAAUUGGUGUUAUUCAUUUACUUGAAGCACGCAGUCUUGACCCUAACUUAAUCUAUUUCCUCUAAAUUUUCUCAUAUUUUUGGAAACAAUUUUCGAAAAAAAAUAGUAUACGAAAUAUUUGUUUUAAAAUAUUUGAUUGGUAUUUUUUAAUGAAAAACUAAAUGAUUUCCUGCAUUUCAUCCUCUAACCAAAAUUUUGCAUUUGUAUAGAUUUUUUGAAUUCAGAGUUUUCGAAAAGAAUCUGAAAAAAAGUUCAAAAUUUGGAAAAAAAAACUCACUCAAACACUAUAAGACCUGCAAAAUGUGGUGAAAUUAAGAAAUGUAGGAAAUUUCUUGAGUUUUCAUUAAAAAAUAAAAAAACAAAUAUUUCAAAAAAUAAUUUAAUAAAAUAAUAAAAUCAUAAAAUAAUUAUUUUUAAAUUCUAAACAAAAAUAUGGAUAGCCCAUGCAAUUACCAACAAAUCACCUAUAAAUCGGAAGAUGGGGAAAAAAGUUUUUCUAACAACAAUUUUCUCAUGUUUUCUUUGAAAAUUACUAUUAAUGUUUAACUCGUAACAUUUUUGUAUGUAAAUAAUCGCGAUUGACAUAUUCUGUAAACUUGUUUCUAUUGAGAAACAACAUGUCAAACACGACAAGUUGUGAGUAAAACUUUAUUUUUUCAGAAAUCUCCAUACAAAAAUAUCAUGUAUUCCAUAAACUAUAAAAGAUAGAAAGUUGACGCCUUCGAGAAAAGUUAGUAUUUUAGUUUUUAGUUAGCUUUGUCGAAUAUAUCAUAUCGAUAUCUUGAACAAAUUUAGGAUCAGCUAUAUUUUUUUUCAAAAAAAAACAUGAACAUGUCGUUAGAAAAACAUUUUCCAUGAAAAAGUACCCAUCUUCCAAUGUAUGGGUGACUUGUUAGUAAUUAUAAGAGCUAUCGAUUUUUCAGAGAAGUCUUUUUUAUUUAAUUUUUUUUUUUAUUUUUUAUGGAAAUUUAAAUAAUUUCCUACAUUCCAUUUUUUGACCAAAAGUUUGUAAGUUUUCUAGUUUUUGAGUCAUAAAUUCAAUUCAUUUCAUUUAUGUUUACUAGAACUUCAAAAGCUUAUAAAAGUCAAUGGCAGUCGCAAAAAGGCUAACUAAAAUGAAAUGUCUACAUAUUCACAGACACGCUUGCAAAUCUGGCAACUCAAUUUCAAAAUCCGUGUGAGGUGAAACGUCAACAACAUGCAUUUAUAUAAAAUGUCAAGAUAGUGAUGCUCGAAAAUCAGAAAAUCAAACUUUCCUCAUCAACAUCGAGCGUCGGCUGUGUUGAGCUGUCAUUAUGCUUUCAAAUGUCAUCACAGUGACAAUAAUAUUGACCGUGUAAGGUUCGCUUUAGAAGCGCCCACGAGCGAGUGUGAGAGCGUGUCGGAAAUUUUCUGAACACGUGAAAGCGAUUUAAGUUUGAAAAGAAACACAGAAAAAAAACAUUAGAAAGAAACCAGAAUGACGAAGCGAAGAACGCGCCAGUAUUGAAUCUCAUUGCAUUGAAUCUCAUGUCUUAGUUUGGAAAUUGUACUUAAAAUCAAUCACUUCCUGUACAGAUCGGCUUCCGGCAAUUGCUUUCCAAUCAAAAUAUUGAUGCAAAACAAAUAAAAAAAACAAUGAGAAAAAUUAAAAUCCUUGUAAAUAGCGAAAAAACAAAAACCGAUUCUUUAUCGUAGACAAGUAGCAGAUUUUAGAGUUUAAAAAAAUGAAAAACCUAGGUAAGCGUUUACAGUUAAGUCAAUAUUGAUAGAGAUUCUAGUGUUAUUUAUUCGAUUGAUGUCUCUUCGAUUGAAUAAAAACAGUUUCCCGCAAAGAACUUGCGCCGCGCGAAAUAGCUGAAUUAUGCGACUAUGUAAGUUUGAAUGAUGCGUUUAAAAACACUGCUGAUGGUGUUAUUUUUUUGUUUUCUCCAAUCAGUUAUUUUUUACACGCUUUUUUUCUUUUUUUUUUUUUUGGUUGAAAAUUUAACGGUUCAAAUCAAAAUCAUUAGGAGAAAAAUUCAAUGAAUUUUUCCAUUAGUUACGUUAUAUUAUAUGUUGUACUUAAAGAAGAGGGAAAUCCUGUCUGAGCUAUUAUUUCUCUUGCCCCCGAUGCAAUUAUUUAUGUUUGAAAAUUGAUUCAAUGCGACACGAAGGAAAACAAACACAAAAACACCUGAGUUCGAAUGUGAAUGAAUAGAAUAAAUGAAAAAAAAACAACUAGAAUUAGAGGAAAGAAAGAGUUGUUAAAAAUUACUAUGACUAUUGAAAAAAUAUUUUAUUAAAUGUGUGAUAGACCUACUCUAAAACAUGUGCAGAACAAGCAAAUAUGAUUACAGAAAAAUAAACAAGCUAAACUAUUGAACAGCGCAAAAGAGAGAAGAAAAAACUUUAGACUAAAAAUUGUAUUUAGUAAGAAUUAGCUAACGAAAUGGAGAUAAAAACGCGAAAGUAAAAUCUAUAUUUAAAAGUAAAAAUUCGUUCAGUAAGUGGAGCUACCACUUGGAGUAGUUUGUAAGAUAUAUUUCAUUUUUUAAGUUUUUUUUUUAAUAAUUAUAAUGCAAUCGUAAUCAAGAAUUAUACAUAUUUUUUUCAGAGAAAAAAUAUAUUUCAAAUUAUAAUUUUUCUUAGUUUGUUAUUUUCCGUUUUCACCGAAACAUUGCCUUGCCCUCAUUGGAGUUCUAAUCAUUUUCAGUUCCUUUCACAGCCUUGUAUCCUUUACAGAUUUUGGUUCGAUUUUUUUCAAACAUCUGCGGACUUGACCGGUCCGAACCAAAUUGGUUGAAUAUUUCGGGGUGUGCCUUUUUUGAAGUCAAGUCAUGAUAUUAGAGCUACAAAACGCGAGCACGCAACGUAAAGUUUUACCGUAGAGUGGAAUACAUCAGCUUGAUUCAUGAAUUAACAAAAUGAAGUUCCUAAAGAAAACAGUAGAGAAAUGAAGUUUUACAGAGCCAGCGCAGACAAAAAAAAAGUCAAGAUUUGAUCAGCAAACUUUCCAUUAGUAACACCUAGUAGAACAAGAUAUUAGUAACUUUCGGCAACACACGCUACUAAACGCAUUUUUACUAACAAUUGAUAACACGACAAAUUGUAACAUAUUGAAGACAAUAAUUAUAACUUCUCGUUUCGUGUGGUGGAGUUGCGAGCAGAGCAAGUGCAAAAUAAUAAAGUCACACAACUUUCAUCCUAACAUAAUGUCACCGUCAUUUGAAGCUGUAUUUCAAAUGCAAACCAGUGUGUUGUAUAUUUGGCUCCACCACAUGAGAUAAAGCAAAAAUUUGUUACAAUAGAAAGGGGUAGAAGCCGCAAACAGAAUAUAGAGAACUAUUUUGAACGCAAAAUCGUCAUUCGAAGAUCACCCGAUCCAGAACUAACAAAACUAGUGCAAUAUAAUUGGAUGUAGGAAAACAUUAGCAAAAAAAAAACAUAUACAAACAGUUCGAUCGAGGUUGAUUUUAUCGCUACGAUUCGAGCUGCAAACAGUUGUACAACAAAGUGAAUUGACAAAAAAUCUGUAAACUGAGAAAGUACUAAAGUGAGAAUUUUGAAUUGUUAUAAGAUAUUCACAGAGCAUUAAAACAAAGGAAAAAUUUCUCUAUUCAUUAGGAAAAGAACAGAACAAAACAAAUUCUUGUGUAAUUGCUUUAAGUAUCAAUACAAUACCCAUCUAUAUUGAA